Messenger RNA from Mesorhabditis belari, 846 nucleotides. NCBI's taxonomy places the organism in Eukaryota, Metazoa, Nematoda, Chromadorea, Rhabditida, Rhabditidae. The record is from the annotation of a GenBank genome assembly.
AUGUCAGCCGCAUCACUAUUGAGAAAUCGCUCUCAAGCUUUCGGUGGCCCACAAAAGUUGCAUGUAAUCUGUCAUCAUGUUGGCCACGAGAAAAUCGAUCAUGGAAUCCUCUUGAAAAGCGAUCGCGAUUUUAUCACCCAUCCAAAUGUUUUUCUUGUCGAAGUUGGACCGAACAAAUCUGAUUACGAGAAUGAGAACGCAGAAGUGGAGAAUAUUCGUUUUCAAGUGAGAUUGCUCGGCACCGAGCAUCGAUCGCACGAGAAAGCCGUUCAUUUGACGAUACCAGAAGUGGUGCAUUUGAGAAAUCAGAGUGGCUCCUUCGCGGUGCUCGUCGAUUUCGAUUUGACGCUAGAUGUGGAAAGGGAUCCGAUUUGUGGAUUUAUUGAAGCCCGCGAAGAAAAAGAGAUCCUAUUCCGAGUGCCGCUUUUGAUCGUCCCGCCAAAAGACGGAGACCAUUUACGAGCAAUGGCUGAUGAUGAAAGAGUGAAAUCAAAAACGAAAUUCUACAUUGACGAGGAAUGGGAUGGAAAAGAGAGAAAACUGAACAAUCCCAAUUUCUGGGAUGUUCUCGAGGAUGCGAUUUUGAUGAACGCACAAUUUGUGACGCUCAGUGAUUCAAGAAUUCUUCGCCUUCCAACGAUCACUGAAUCGAUGAUCUCACAUGCUUUGAGCGCUCACCAGAUUGGACAUCACCAUGAGAAACACGAGUUUCAUCGAGUUCGCUCAGCUGAACGACUUGCCGAAAAAGAGCACAAAAUCCACGUGAGCUGCCAGAAAUGUGGACAAAAAGCCGCUCGAAUUGCCUCGAUUUGCAACUUUUGCCAAAAUGUAUUGAAAAAAAUCGCC